Molecule: messenger RNA, 3859 nt
Organism: Oncorhynchus keta (chum salmon)
Lineage: Eukaryota; Metazoa; Chordata; Actinopteri; Salmoniformes; Salmonidae
Product: frizzled-3-like
Exons: 11
Coding region: 910-2802 (630 amino acids)
Biological process (GO): non-canonical Wnt signaling pathway; canonical Wnt signaling pathway
Cellular component (GO): plasma membrane
Molecular function (GO): Wnt-protein binding; Wnt receptor activity
Source: RefSeq, a predicted model, not a curated record
AAUUAUAUUGUGAUUUAUCUGAUAUAUCACACAAAUCAAUUGAAUUGGUCGAUGAUAAUGUUGCAUACACUGGUGGUCUAGCUCAAAGCGCGCGUCCGGGGAACAGAUUAUUUCAUGGAUUUGCGUGUAGCAGCGAGAGAGAAGACCGAGAGAGCUAACGACGUGCUUGUGUAUUGUCACUGGAAGAAACAGCGGCAAAGAGCAAUGCAGAUCGACGAUUAUUCCAAUUGAAGGUCUUGCUUGACUUGUGCUACUGGGCCAUUGGACGUUCUUUGUGAUAAAACACUGAAUGCUUUCAAUAGGCAGUCUCUUCUUUCAUUGGAGAGAGAAGACCAUAGCUGUGCUGGGGGAAACGGUGGGAAAUCUAGGCUGAUGAUCACAGCACUCCAGCGGGUACAGACCUAGACAGAGGAGGCUGACUGGGUGGAUCCCGUAGCCAGACAGGGUGCACUCCUCUGGGGGAUGGAAGCAGCAGGAUUCCCCUGUGAGUGCCACAGAUCUCCAUGGUGUGAUUGUGUAGAAGAAGAAGAAUAGCCCUGCUGUUAUCUCAUCCCUCCUUUCCUCUCUUCAUCCCUCUCUCCCCCUCCCCUGCUCAUUGAGGAUGAGAGUGAGGUGGGACUACACGUCACCUGCAAUAGCAGACUCGCACAGAGAGAGGGUCAUGCCUAGGUCACUCUUCCUCUUGCUUCUCUUCCUCUCAUCCCUCUGCUCCACCUGUCUGUCUAUCCAUGCGGAGACAGCAGAGAGCCACAGUACGUUUACAUGUGAGCCAGUAGGACUGCGGAUGUGCCAGGACCUGCCUUACAACGCCACCUUCAUGCCCAACCUCCUCAACCACUACGACCAGCAGACGGCCGCACUCGCCAUGGAGAUGAUCUUGACCCCGUCUGAAUCACCCGAAAACAUCACAUGGGGAAAACCAACCAGCCCUUCCACCCCAUGGUGAACCUGCAGUGUUCGGAGGACCUGAGGAUGUUUCUGUGUGCCCUCUACGCUCCAGUCUGUAUGGAGUAUGGCCGCGUGUCCAUGCCCUGCCGAGCCCUGUGCCACCGCGCUAAGAGAGACUGCCACAAACUCAUGGAGAUGUUUGGGGUGGCCUGGCCAGACGAAACAGAGUGUAGCAGGUUCCCAGACUGUGACGAGCCCUACCCCCGUGCGGUGGACCUCCAGACCAGUGCAAAUCCCACCGAUAUCUCUCCCAUGUCUGUCCAGAGGGAUUUCGGCUUCUGGUGCCCCCGCAAGCUCAAAAUGGAACCCGACCUGGGCUACUCAUUCCUGGGCGUGAGGGAGUGCUCGCCCCCCUGCACCAACAUGUACUUCCAGCGCCCGGAACUCACCUUUGCCCGCUACUUCAUCGGCGUGGUUUCCAUCGUCUGUCUCUCGGCAACACUCUUCAGCUUCCUCACCUUCCUCAUCGACGUCACGAGGUUCCGCUACCCGGAGCGGCCAAUCAUCUUCUACGCCGCUUGCUACAUGAUGGUGUCGCUUGUGUUCUUCCUGGGCUUCCUAUUGGAGGACAGGGUGGCUUGCAACGCAGCGAGCCCCACCCAGUACCGGGCGGCCACCAUCACACAGGGCUCCCACAACAAGGCAUGCACGCUGCUGUUCAUGGUGCUCUACUUCUUCACAAUGGCGGGAAGCGUGUGGUGGGUCAUCCUCACCAUUACCUGGUUCCUGGCGGCCGUGCCCAAGUGGGGCAGCGAGGCCAUCGAGAAGAAGGCCCUUCUCUUUCACACCUGUGCCUGGGGCCUGCCCGGCUGCCUCACCGUGGCCCUGCUGGCCCUCAACAAGAUCGAGGGCGAUGGCGUGAGUGGCGUGUGCUUCGUGGGCCUCUACGACGUCACGGCGCUGCGCUGGUUCCUGCUGGCGCCGCUCUGCCUCAACGUGGCGGUGGGUGUGGCUCUGCUUCUGACGGGGAUCGUGGCGCUUAACCGUGUGCGUAUGGAGAUCCCUCUGGAGAAGGAGAACCAGGACAAGCUGGUGAAGUUUAUGAUCCGUAUCGGGGUGUUCUCUGUGCUUUACCUGGUGCCCCUGCUUACGGUCAUCUCCUGCUACCUGUAUGAACACAGCUACAGGUCUGUCUGGGAGACCACCUGGGUCCAGGAGCGCUGCAGAGACUACCACAUACCCUGUCCCUUCCAGGUUGAGCAGACCAGUCGUCCAGACCUGGCCCUGUUCCUCAUUAAGUACCUGAUGAUGCUGGUGGUGGGGAUUCCCUCAGUUUUCUGGGUGGGCAGCAAGAAGACCUGCUUCGAAUGGGCCAGCUUCCUACACAGACGCAGAAACAAAGAUAGUGGGGUGAAUGAGAGCAGACAGGUGCUCCAGGAGCCAGACUUUUCCCAGUCUCUACUGAGGGACCCCCACACCCCCAUCAUCAGGAAAUCACGGGGAACCUCCACCCAGGGCACCUCCACCCAUGCCUCCUCCACUCACCUGGCCAUCCUGGACGAGCCUGACGACCCUAGACAUGCCCCUGAUGACCGCAGACCAAUCCACUCGCUGGGCCACACUUCCUCCAACCUCAGCAAGGCUGGCAGCGUGCACAGCAAGACCAGUUACCAUGGCAGUCUACAUCGCUCCCGAGACGGACGCUACACCCCCUGUAGUUACCGAGGCGGCGAGGAGCGCACUCUACCCCCCCACGGCAGCACGCCCCGCCACGACCACAGCCUCCACGGUCUGGAUGCCCAGUCACAACACAGCAGCCAGUGUGAUCUCUCCGUGGCCACACCCACCCUUAUCACCCACGGGACGAGCUUCGGCCGUGUCACUAAUAAUGGUGACAAUGGAGCCAGCGCCUAACCGGAAACAGGAAAUUAUGUCAUCACUGCUGAACAGGAAGUUGUCAGUUGUCCCGCUCCCCACCUUCGACAUACACACAGGUCCAUCCCAUUCAGGAGGAAUGUGUGAGAGAGGAAGUGGGGCCUUCAGUUUGACUGACAGAUGGAUCACUCCUGGACAGCUUUUCACAGAUGUUGCUAAGUAGCGAGAUGCUAACCCUCAAUCAGUCAGUUGGACUUGGAUUGGACUCUCUAUAGAGGGAAUGGCUUCAUGGCCAGAAAGCCAGCCCACUAUGAAUGAGGGGGAUUGUGUGUGUACUCUGAUACACACCAAGAGACCCAGAGAUGAGCUGAUAAGGUCUACUCUGUGUGUGUGUUACAGUGCUCUUUUGCUGUGGUUGUGAAACAAGACUAUUAUAUUUUUUUAUACUGUGAAGAUUGGCCGUGAGUACUGCUGAAAAUAUGAGCGUGAGUGUACUUGUAGUGCAGUACUAUACUCCCACCUGGUGGAGAGAAACUAUAGAAGCUAGGAGAGAUCAAUGCCUAGGCCCUACUUCCUAGGCACUCCUGUAGGUCAGUAAGGAUGAAUAGGGUUCAAUAAUAAGGUCAUUUCUUCAACUUGUCUUAUGAUAUGAUAGGUGAAAAACAUUUGGGGCCGAUUGCUUCAGAAGUGCGUAGGGAAUAGUUGCUAGGGAUCGAUUUGGGAUUCUGAAAGUUAGGGAAAAAUAGGGAAGGACAGAUGGAGGUUGGAGUAGUGCUUAUUAUGCUGCUGCUUCAGAGCUAAGCAGAGAGGGAUGUGGGGGAUGGGAGGGGGGGGUGUAUCCGAAGUCUUUGCUAUUGACAAGCGCUGUGUGAAACAACAGAGGAUCUGUACCCCUAACACUGGAAGAAAGGACUACUGGAAGAAUACACUGGGGAGGAGGAGGAAUGCACUGGGGAGGAGGAAUACACUGGGGAGGAGGAGGAAUACACUGGGGAGGAAGAGGAAUGCACUGGGGAGGAGGAGGAAUACACUGGGGAGGAGGAGGAAUGCACUGGGGAGGAGGAAUACACUGGGGAGGAGGAGGAAUACACUGGGG